Molecule: messenger RNA, 3259 nt
Organism: Heterocephalus glaber (naked mole-rat)
Lineage: Eukaryota; Metazoa; Chordata; Mammalia; Rodentia; Bathyergidae
Gene: Wnt9a
Product: Wnt family member 9A
Biological process (GO): cell fate commitment; multicellular organism development; neuron differentiation
Cellular component (GO): extracellular region
Molecular function (GO): frizzled binding; cytokine activity
Source: RefSeq, a predicted model, not a curated record
CCCGGGCGCUAUAAGAGGGCGGUGGCCGCGGCACGCCCUGCGCCGAGCCGGGAGCGCGAUGGUCGGCCGCCGAGGUGCGGCAAGAUGCUGGAUGGGUUCCUCUCGGCGCGCUGGCUGGCCGCGGCCCUCGGGCUGACGCUGCUGCUCGCCGCGCCGCGCCCUUCGGCCGCCUACUUCGGGCUGACCGGCAGCGAGCCCCUGACCAUCCUCCCGCUGACCCUGGAGCCUGAGGCGGUGGCCCAGGCCCACUACAAGGCCUGCGACCGGCUGAAGCUGGAGCGCAAGCAGCGGCGAAUGUGCCGCCGGGACCCGGGCGUGGCCGGGACGCUGGUGGAGGCCGUGAGCAUGAGCGCGCUCGAGUGCCAGUACCAGUUCCGCUUUGAGCGCUGGAACUGCACGCUGGAGGGUCGCUACCGCGCCAGCCUGCUCAAGCGAGGCUUCAAGGAGACCGCCUUCCUCUACGCCAUCUCCUCGGCCGGCCUGACGCACGCGCUGGCCAAGGCCUGCAGCGCCGGGCGCAUGGAGCGCUGCACUUGCGACGAGGCGCCCGACCUGGAGAACCGCGAGGCCUGGCAGUGGGGCGGCUGCGGGGACAACCUCAAGUACAGCAGCAAGUUCGUGAAGGAGUUCCUGGGCCGGCGCUCCAGCAAGGACCUGCGGGCCCGCGUGGACUUCCACAACAACCUCGUGGGUGUGAAGGUGAUUAAGGCCGGAGUGGAGACGACCUGCAAGUGCCACGGCGUGUCAGGCUCCUGCACCGUGCGGACCUGCUGGCGGCAGCUGGCGCCCUUCCACGAGGUGGGCAAGCGUCUGAAGCACAAGUACGAGACAGCGCUCAGGGUGGGCAGCACCACCAACGAGGCCACCGGUGAGGCGGGCGCCAUCUCCGCAGCCCGGGCCCGGGCCUCGGGGACCCGCAGUGACCCGCUGCCCCACACGCCAGAGCUGGUGCACCUGGACGACUCGCCCAGCUUCUGCCUGGCGGGCCGCUUCUCCCCAGGCACGGCCGGCCGCCGGUGCCACCGGGAGAAGAACUGCGAGAGCAUCUGCUGCGGGCGGGGCCACAACACGCAGAGCCGGGUGGUGACCAGACCCUGCCAGUGCCAGGUGCGCUGGUGCUGCUAUGUGGAGUGCCGGCAGUGCACCCAGCGUGAGGAGGUCUAUACCUGCAAGGGCUGAGCCCUGGCCGCAACCUGUCCUGUUCUGUGGGGUGCAGGCACCCCACACAGAGUGAGUGGUCUACACCACCAGGGCUGAGCCCCCAGGCCCGGCCAGCCUUGCUCUGUGGGUGUAGGCAUUGCACAGUGUGAGGGAGUCUGUACCGGGUGUAGACAUUGCACACAGUGUAGGGCUCUACACCUGGAAUGGCCAAGCCACUGCACAUGGCAGCAGGCAUCUGUACCUGCGAGGGCUUUGGCUCCAAUGCCCACAGUGGCCGGGGACUGGUCCAGUGGCCCCUGCCUGGCUCCCCUCCACCCUGCAUGUAUCCCGGGCCACAGCUUCCUGCCCUGACACGAGAGCAUUGUUGCAAUGCUUUCUGAGUUGUCUCUGUCCCUGACACACCUGUCCUGGAGUGUGGCCCUCAUCUGGUCUCUUGACUGGCCCCCCCUGCCUCCAGGCUCACUCGGAGGCUCGGGAGGCCAGCACACCUUUGUAACCACGCGGCUGCCCGUGGGAACAGCCUGGACCGGCACCUGGCACUGGCACCUGGCACUGGCCCCAGCACUGUGUUCAAAGAGUUAAACCACUAGGAGAGAGUGCCGGCCACCUGUGUCCAGACCUGCUGCCCAGGGGCCAGGCUUAGGGGGCUUUGCUGUCCCUCUCUGACAUUGAGCACUUCUUUUGGAGUGAAAUCAGUGACUUUUAAAUUAUUAUCCUUAUUUAACUAAUGUAAUAAUUAUCCCCCCACCCUCCGGCCUUGCUCCCCCGUGGCUCCCAGGGCCAGUCUGGGAGGCUCCUCCUUCCCUCCCCAGCACACCCUGUUUGGUUUGUCCUUGGAAACCACUAUUCCAGAUUAUCUUGUUUUUAAAUGAAGAGCUGCCUGGCCACAGCCCUCGGGGCCUCUGGCAGCAGCCACACGAUGGCAGAGCCACCUGGUGGCCCCUGCUCUGCACCUUGGAGCAGGUGGCCCAGUGCCCAGGCAGGAGUGGCUGUGGGUAGGCGUGGUGGAGAGUCAGAGCCUCACUUGCUCUGUGUCACUGGGAGGCAGGCGGGCACAGGUGCAGUGUGCCUAGCUUUGGCCACAGGAUGCUCUUCUUCUGGCAAUGCUGUCUUUGCAGGGGAAGCAGCCGAUGCCAAAGGGAUUGGUUUGCGAGUGUGUGUGUGUGUGUGUGUGUGUGUGUGGUGUAUGCACACGCGUGUGGUAGGCUGGCGUGGCAGCUGGGUUGCACCCUUCUCAGCACCACAUGGUGCCUCUGUGGCCUGAGCUCUUCGGGUGGUGUUCCUGCAGGUGUGGCUGGGGUCUGGGCAGGCUGCAGUGGGUGCUGGGACUAUUCAGUGAGGGGCGGCUUCCUCGGGGCCCCAGGGGUCCAGGAAGCUUCGGGGACUGUGUUUUAAAGAAAGCCUGUUUCUGGGGACACGGGUCUCUGGCAGUCCUGGAGAGUACAUGUGGCAAGGUGAGCCCUGUGGUCGAUGACAGCCUGGUCACGGCCCAUCCCCAGACACAAGCGUGGUGGCCUGGGUCGUGGUACUGGGGAGGUCCGGCUGGGGUUAGGUGGGCCGCAGACAAGGGCCCCUGCCCCUGCCCCUGCCCCUGCCCCUGCUGUCUGUGGCUAUAAGCCCACAGCAGACCUGCCAGGUGCUCCCGCAGCUUAGCUCAGCACCGGCAGGUGUGGCACAGUUGUCCCAAGUGAAGGGAAGGGUGUUUUUAUCAAAUACCACAUUUGGCUCUAUGUCCUCAAUAUUCAGAAAAAUAUUUUUUUAAACGAGGUGGGCACUCGUGUCCGCUGGCUGUUUCUAUGCAAGUGUGUGCUAGAAUGUCUUGCUAACUGCAGCAGCAGGUCUUCGGUGGCAGGGUGGAGGGAAGGGAGGUCCCCUGCGCCUGGCCCAUUGGACCCAGACCCAAGGCUCACUGUGGCUGGGCGGCCGGGCCACACGGGGCAUCUUUGUGCUGAGUCUGCGCGAGCCUGUUGAUUUCUCUACCUCAUCUGUGUAGCAAGUAGGUGUGUACCUGAGUGACUGUGGAGAAUGUAUUUAUUUAACAGCUUUGUAUAACAGAACCGGAAACAAUGGAAACACUAAAUAAAUGUAUUUUAAAUUA